Molecule: messenger RNA, 2223 nt
Organism: Cyanidioschyzon merolae strain 10D
Lineage: Eukaryota; Rhodophyta; Bangiophyceae; Cyanidiales; Cyanidiaceae
Exons: 1
Coding region: 1-2223 (740 amino acids)
Molecular function (GO): protein binding
Source: RefSeq, a predicted model, not a curated record
AUGGUUCGUUUGUCUCAAACUGCUGCUGGACGGAAGCGGAGGCGUGGGAACGCGGGUGGACGUGAUAGCGCGUACAGUAGCGACCAAGUGCAGGUCGUCGAGCACGAGAUCCCACUUGCACCUGGUGAGGGCAUCAUUGGCGUAACCACUUCAUCUGGUGCUGACCUUGUUGUCGUUCGAGAGAACGGCUUGAUCGAGUGGCGCUCGCCACGAUAUCGCUACCACGCAGAGAGCGUACUCGCUGCGCACGCUGCAGUUCGGGGCAACCGAACGAUAACGGCUGCUGCUUUCCUCGCAGUUCCUGGAGGACUGCUGCUUGCACUAGGUGACGCUCAGGGGCAAGUUCACUUUUAUGACGCUCUGCAGGCUGUGCUCUUGGAGUCUGUGUGGACAACCCGCGGCACAGCAGUCGCAAGUUUAGCGUUUCGCCCGCUCGGUGAACGGCUCGAAGAAGAGGCGGUCAUCGCCUGUGCGUCCAAGGACGGCAAACUACGCCUAUUUCGGGGCCCUGCAGCCGUCGGAGAUGCAUAUCAUGCCGCACGCGGUGUCAUGCAGGCGGCAUGGUAUCUCGAACGGACGCUGCUGAUCGCACCAAACGUACCGUUGCAAUGUCUCGACUGGUCCCGCAGUGGUGAUGCAGUUGCAGUGGGUACCGCUGACGGUCAGGUUCGGCUGCUGUCACUGCCGUCGGGAAAGAGUGAAACCAUCGCUCUUUUGAAAAGCGCCGGUAAAGCGCUCAGCAUUGAAUCGCUCUCCUGGAAUGGUGCGGAGACGGGCGGUUUCCUCGCCACCGGCGAUGCCUCUGGUCGCGUUCUGUUCUGGUCUCUGGACCCGUGGACACGCGGAAAAGCGUUAGCUGUCUGUGAAUCCUUCGAAAACUGUCAUGGAGCUAUCACACACUUGCGGAUUCUCGGAGCGAAUCUCGUGUUGUUUGGCUCGGCAGAUGGGAGCGUCGGAUUCCUCCAACGACUGGAGGCACGGACGCCCUGGUUCGUGAGCGGGCGCCCUCAGCGGCUGCAUCGACGUGCCGUACGCACCUCGUGUGCAGUUCGACCUGCAUGCAGUGACGCUUUCGGCAUCGCCACUGGUGCCGACGACGCGCUGCUCUGUCUGAUUUCGGACUUGGCUCGACAUUUGGAGUCGCCGGAAAAGGUGACGCGCCACGGAGCACUUCGGGCCCCUGGUCAGCUCCGCGUUUCCUGUUGGCCUAGUUCGGAGGGGAGCUGUUUCGUGGCGGACUCGCCUGUCGAGCGCGUGUUACUCCAAUGCAAGGCGAAUACGCGCUGCGAGUUGUGUGUCGAUCGCUAUCGAUUCACGACUCAGGCUUUGUUGGCAGCGGGAGACAACGGAAGCGCCAGCCUCACACUGGGUCAUCCACAGGGGGCGUUCUGCUUGUUUGUACACACAGGAGGCGCAGCGCUGUACGCGCUACGGAAACAUAGAGCUGAGCGCAUCCCGCUCUCAGAAAAGAAAGCCGGAAUACUCAAGGGAGCGAUGAUGGGGGCUGCGGUGCACCCCGACACGUUUGUGGUGCUCGCGAGCGACAAGAUUCAUUUGCACGUUUUGUUCGUUCAGGAAACCAAUACGACGUCGCAGUGGAAAACUCGAGUACGUUCGCUGCGGCUGCAACAAGCGGACGCUUGUUGUUUAUUGGGUGCUGGUGAGAACGAGCUCGCCGUCGCGUAUCGAAGCGGCGUUGUAGAGCGAUUUACACUGGAGAUCUCGGAGAAUCACCAUCCAGAGUUGAGGACUCAACAGAGGAUGCUGCUAAGCGCACCCGCAUGCGCGCUCUUCCUAGAUUCGCCUCGUGGUGCGCUAUGGACCAUAGAUUCAGAUCACAUUCUGGCGGAAAAUGGUGAAAAAAAAGUGCAACUCCCACAGCCAACCGUUGGAUGCUACUAUCUUCUGCGCGGCGGGCCGGGGAGCUCGCUCCUGGCGGCGACGCGCUCCUGUGUGCUACAGAUUGACGUGCCAUCAUGUGGCGCAUAUCGCAGCCUCUAUACCUGCCGAGACUGCAUCUGGGGGCUGAAUUAUGCCUCUGCAGCGAAUGCGCUUCUGGUUGUACACGGUGCCGAUUCGUAUGCUGCUGAUUUGGCUCUGGACGAAGCGCUCGGGCGGAAACGUUUCGGCAUGGAAAGGCGGUUUCGUGGACGCCACACCUACAUUAUGAAAUCCGCGACAGCUCGUCCACGGCGUGCGCGCUCAUCCAUGAUUCGGUCGUGA